UGAAGUGAUUCUCUGUGCAUUUGAACGUUAAUACGCUGAUUUUUGCUUUUGAAGUCUAACCAUUUCCUGCCAUAAGUUAAUAGAAGUUUUUGAGAUAUGGAUCCAGCUUUAGAAUUUGAGCACUUAAUGCUGCGUAAACAGGAACCCAUACUGGAAGCCAUCGCCAACGGGGAUUCCCCCAUCCAAAGAUUUUACAGUGGCAGCAAAAUAUUCAUAACUGGUGGUUAUGGUUUUAUUGGUAAAUUAAUUAUUGAGAAAAUAUUCAGGGCUUGCAAUGUCAAUAAAAUUUACGUUUUAAUAAGGUCUAAGAAAAAUUUGAAACCAAGAGAGAGGCUUACUGAAGUCCUUAAGGAUCCCGUAUUCAGUAAAUUACAUGCGGAGCAACCUGACUUUGUCAACAAAAUUAUAGCAGUCGAGGGUGAUUUAGGUCAACCAAAUAUUGGAAUGAACGAUGAUGACUGGAAUACUGUUCAAGAGGUCGAUAUCAUAUUCCACGUAGCAGCGCAUAUAAGAUUUGAUGGUGAACUAAAACAGGCUAUAUUUACAAAUGUACGUGGUACAAGGGAGGUGCUACGACUGGGUAAAUCUUGUAAGAACUUGCGCGCUUUAGUGCAUGUGUCCACUGCGUUUACGCACGCGAAAGAAAGCCGAAGGGGAUGUGUGGUUAGCGAGAGAUUUUACGAAAGCCCCGGCGAUCCAGAUGCUAUUAUUAACAUUGCCGAGUCUUUGGAUCUUGAGAAACUAGAGGAAACAAGACAAUUGAUGUUAAGAGACUGGCCGAAUACUUACACGAUGUCGAAGGCGUUGGCUGACGAGUUGGUGCGCAAAAUGGCGGAUGACUUGCCGAUUUGUAUUGUUAAACCAACGCUAGUAAUAUCAUCGUAUAGCGAACCUUGCCCUGGCUGGCUAGAUAUGACCUGUGUUUAUGGAGCUACAGGAUUUCUUCUAGGCAUAGGUUUGGGUUUAAUUCAUAUAGUUCUGGUUAAUAAGAGAAAGAGAUUGGACAUAGUACCAGCUGAUAUGGUCGCAAAUGCUGUAGUCGCUUCAGCAUGGGAGACAGCAAAGAAAACAUCGAAUGAACCUCAAAUAUACACUGUAACAAGUAACAGGAAUCCAAUAACAUGGGAUUUUUAUUCUCAAGUUGUAAGAACUGUAGGACCAGAUUACGCAAGUCCUAAAGUUGUGUGGUCACCGUUUGUUAUAGAAACGAAAAGUGAAUUAAUUUUCUUUAUAUUUACAUGGAUAUUGCACUUUGUACCUGCAUAUAUUAUUGAUGUUGUUUGUUUAUUGCUUGGGAAACCACGAAGAUUUGUUAAAUUAUAUGAGAAAGUAUACAAAAGUAACAAACUAUUUUCACAUUUUAUACAAAAAGAAUGGCUAUUCUGUGAUAAAAAUUUGCAAGAAUUAUACAAGAAAAUGUCAAAUACAGACAAAACAAUCUUCAAUUUCAAUAUAGUAACUGUUAACAUGAAGCAACUCAUAACAACAUGGAUUCUAGGAAUUAGAAAAUAUUUAAUUAAAGAUGAUCUUAAAGGUACAGAGUUUGCUAAGAAAAAAACGUUCUGGCUAAAUAUACUUAACUAUAUUAUAUUGACCGUAUAUGCUUUUUGUUGGUGGAAAAUUUUGAAACUAAUCUUCUGGUCGGCAGUCAAAUUGUAUAAUUGAACUCAAAGUAUAAAGUUAUAUAUUUUAAAUAUAUCGCAAAUACUUAUUAAAUACUUUUGU
Molecule: messenger RNA, 1725 nt
Organism: Papilio xuthus (Asian swallowtail)
Lineage: Eukaryota; Metazoa; Arthropoda; Insecta; Lepidoptera; Papilionidae
Product: fatty acyl-CoA reductase 1-like
Exons: 10
Coding region: 97-1665 (522 amino acids)
Biological process (GO): long-chain fatty-acyl-CoA metabolic process
Cellular component (GO): peroxisome
Molecular function (GO): alcohol-forming very long-chain fatty acyl-CoA reductase (NADP+) activity
Source: RefSeq, a predicted model, not a curated record